AUGCUCACCUCCAAAGCAUACGCGGGCCCCCUGGGGCUGCCUUCGUCGCAAACACCGACCGCAUCUUAUCAUACCACGACGCAGAAGUCGUCAACAUUUUCGGAAUCACAAACGGGAACAGUGUAUACGAGUCCAACCAAAUCGGAGUUUUCUGAAGCUGACGACGGUCUUGAUGCUGUGAGGUCUUGGGAUGAGAAUCAAGUGAUCUCAUGGCUCCAUAGUAUCAACUGUCAACAAUAUGAGCCGUUAUUCAGGGCGAACAAUUUUAACGGCAACAACCUUAUCGAAUGCGACCAGAAGAUUCUGCAAGAGAUGGGCAUAAAGAAAAUCGGUGAUCGGGUGCGGAUUUUCGUUGCUAUCAAGCAGCUUCGCAACAAGUCUGUGGUCAACAAAAAGCAAAAGAACCUGAGACAGUUGGCAGCUUUGGAAGCCGCUCACCAACAAGCUUCACCUGAUUCCGCCCGCUCGUACAGCGCACGUCAACAAACAUCCAGUGCCGGUCAUGCAUCCAGGACCGGUGAUUAUAGCUAUGGCAGACCUACGUCUCGUCCAGGGUCUCCGCUACGUCCUCAUCGUUACGUUGCUAAUAGCCCUAUGGAUUCAGGGCGAAAGGAUUAUUUAUCCGCGGGCUCAGGCGCCGGACGCAAUCCCGGAACCCCGGUUGAGCGAAUUGGAACCCAUUCGAGGCAGAAUCCUAGCCUUGAUGGGAUGACAAUGGGCUCUUUGCUAAGCAAUGCUCCCGUGAUCAGAGUGAUUUACAGCGGUGGGCAAACGAAAGUUCUGGAUAUUAAGCACUGCAAAACGCCGGAUGAGAUCAUCCUUUGUGUGUUGAAGAAAUUACAACUUCCCGAGCACCAGUAUCGGAAUUAUUGUUUCUACGUCCUUGAUGGCUUGGACCCUGACCCAUCAAAUUGUCGGAGGCUCUCUGACCAUGAGCUCAUGGAGAUAUGCGAAGGUUUCCACAGGUCGGAACGCGGCCGGCUUAUUCUUCGUAAAAUCCAUGCUGGGGAACCGGAUGCUGAGGAGGUGCACCGUGCGGCCCAGCUCGCACUGGACGAGAGCCAACAGGCGCAUAUGAAUGCUCUCAGCAGCUCGAAUGCACGGAACCAAAUGAAAAUACAACAACUGACUGGUGAAUCAUGGCAUAAUAUAAGGCAACCCAUGUCACCAGUUUCUUCUCGUCAUAACACGACUCCUAGCGACCACGAAAUAAGGCCUCCUCAAGUCAGCGAACGUGUCUCCAAGCUAAGAUCCUUCUUUGGUGCCCGGCCACCCAGCGAGAUGAUUAUUCAUGAAAUAUCGUCGUACUUCCCUGGUCAUCAGAGAGAGGACAUUGAGAAAACGAUGCGCAUGUCUGUUCGCAGAUCACAACGGUUGAGCAGAGCAGCCAGUCGAUUAAGCGUCGUCAGUAAUACAAGCUAUGCUUCCAGCCUGCGGGAUGCACCACCCAUCCCUAGUAUCGCCGACACUUGGCUUAAUAAUGGCACACCGCCCACUCGGGCCGCACGGCCGCUCUCGGUUCUUUCGACGAGACCUGGUCUCCCUUCAACAUCGUAUCGGGAUUCAAUCGCAUCCAGUUCCCUCCAUCCACUUCAGGAGGAAUCACCUGUUGAGCCGAAUCGGAAGUCCUACGUGUCGUUCGAUAGUGGAUCCGAUGACCCUAACAAUUCACGUCACAGCCUUCUCGAUGAGAAUGCAAGUGUUGCUGCAACAGAUGGCGGCUCUUUCAAUGAGCGUCUGAGCGUUCUCGUGGCUGAAGACGGGGAGGAAGAAGACGAUGGAUUGGCAGAAUUUUUAGCUGGUAACAACUUCGUCAACUGGAUGAAAGGCUCACUGAUCGGCGAGGGUUCCUUUGGCAGUGUGUUUUUGGCACUUCACUCGAUUACUGGUGAGCUUAUGGCUGUCAAACAAGUCGAGAUCCCAUCAGCAACCAAGGGCACCGAAUUUGACAAGCGCAAGAACAGCAUGGUGGAAGCGUUGAAACACGAGAUAGAUCUUCUACAGGGUCUUCAUCAUCCGAACAUUGUCCAGUAUCUGGGAACUACCGCCGAUGAUCAAUAUUUGAACAUUUUCUUGGAGUACGUUCCUGGGGGCUCUAUUGCUACAAUGCUCAAGCAAUACAACACCUUCCAGGAGCCAUUGAUAAAGAAUUUCGUACGGCAAAUCCUUGCGGGUCUGUCCUACCUCCACAGCAAGGAUAUUAUACACCGUGAUAUUAAGGGGGCGAAUGUUCUCGUUGACAACAAAGGUGGCAUAAAAAUCUCGGAUUUUGGUAUCUCCAAACGAGUUGAAGCAUCUACUGUUCUUGGAUCCCGAGCAAGCAAUGGUGGGGGCCAUAUUCACCGGCCUUCGCUGCAGGGUAGCGUUUACUGGAUGGCGCCCGAAGUCGUUCGUCAGACGGCGCAUACAAAGAAGGCUGACAUUUGGAGUCUGGGAUGUCUCGUCAUUGAGAUGUUCAUCGGGUCUCACCCUUUCCCAGACUGUAGCCAGCUUCAAGCCAUAUUUGCGAUUGGUAGCAACAAGGCUCGGCCUCCAGCCCCAGAACAUGCUAGUAAGGAUGCCGUUGCUUUCUUGGAUAUGACAUUCCAGCUCGACCAUGAGAAGCGACCUGACGCAGACGAGUUGCUCAAGUCGCCCUUCCUUGCUACAACACUUACCUGA
Molecule: messenger RNA, 2661 nt
Organism: Aspergillus nidulans FGSC A4
Lineage: Eukaryota; Fungi; Ascomycota; Eurotiomycetes; Eurotiales; Aspergillaceae
Product: protein steC
Exons: 4
Coding region: 1-2661 (886 amino acids)
Biological process (GO): pheromone response MAPK cascade
Cellular component (GO): cytoplasm
Molecular function (GO): ATP binding; MAP kinase kinase kinase activity; transferase activity
Source: RefSeq, a predicted model, not a curated record